GCACCAUUAUCCAUCCAAAAUAAUUCGCCAUGGAUGAUCAGAUUGUCCCAGAAGGCCUAAACGAGUGGCAGCAAAUCGACUCACACUCACCAUUCUUCAUCACCACCGAUUGCUCAGAAUUCCCGCCUCUCGACCACGACCAGGGCUCCGGCUUCGGGAAUUUAGAGGCGAUGGAUUCGCUGUCGUCGUUAUCGGGGCUGGAAACGUCGUCGUGUGGUGAGGAGGGAGAGGAAGCGGCGGAGAUCGAGGAGGAGGAGGAGGAGCGGCGAUUGACGGCGCGAUUGGGAGUGUUUGGAUCGGAGUUCAUCCGAGCUGCUCGCGACCUCAAAAAUCACAUUCUCGCUUGCGUAACUGCUGGAUUGAAGACGAGGAAGAAUGGAAUCGCGAUUCUGAUGACGAUUGCCGCGAGUGGAACGGUGGUUUUGGUAUUGGCGUCGUUUUUGUAUGUGAAGAAGAUGCAGAGGAAGGCGGCGCCGCCGCAGCUUGAGAGUAGAGACAAAUUCGCGAUUCUCAAUGUCAUCAAGGAAAAAGAUGAGAGAAUUAAGCAGCUAUUGUUGCAAAUCAGUCAGAUGAAUGAGCUCUUACAAGCAACAAGGAAGGUUCCAGUUAUUCGAGUUGGUUAAUUGAUUGAUUAAAUUAUCAAUCAUCCUUGCUUAAAAACAUUAUAGCUAGUGUAAUUAAACAUAUAUACUUGAUUUUGUACAUCAUAUAUAUUUUUGUUUAUAUUGUUUAAAAGUGUAUGUAGUUUAAUCGACUUAUUUUUUACAAUAAAAAUGUAUUAAUUAUAUGCA
Ipomoea triloba (trilobed morning glory) is the source of this 791-nucleotide messenger RNA. RefSeq lists its product as uncharacterized. The coding region runs from base 30 to 623 and encodes 197 amino acids. The transcript has 2 exons. The record is from RefSeq and is a predicted model, not a curated record. Lineage: Eukaryota; Viridiplantae; Streptophyta; Magnoliopsida; Solanales; Convolvulaceae.